AUGGUGAACAUCGUGAAGGUCGCGCCCAUCGCGAUCGGCGCCGCGGUCGCCGCGCGCGCCAUCAUCCGACGCGGCAGAGGCGGCGCCCGCGCAGCCUCGGCCUCCGCGUCUCCCCCGGUCCCGCCCGUGGCUAAGCGCGUCCCGCAUAAGGUCCUCUUCGGCGUCGUCGAAGGCGAGAACCGCGGCGCGAAGCCCAUGGACCCCCCCGUCGAGCGCAACGACGACCUCUUCUGGCUCCGCGACGACGACCGGAAAGAUCCGUCGAUCGUCGCGCACCUCGAGGCUGAGAACGCGUACACCGAGGCGCACCUCGCGCACGCGCAGCCGCUGGCGAAGAAGGUGUACGAUGAAAUCGUCGGAAGCAUCCAGGAGACCGACGACGACGUUCCGUUUCCCUGGGGAGACAAGGGCCACACCUACAUGGUCCGAACGGUGAAAGGCAAAGCCUACCCCAUCGUCGUCAGGACUCUGAACGAUAAAGACUGGGAGACCGUGCUGGACGUCAACGAGGUCGCCGCGCCGCUCAAGUACUGUUCCGUGGGCGCGUUUAGACCCGACCCGUCGCACGAUAUCCUCGCGUACUCCAUCGAUCCGUCAGGCUACGAGACGUACGAAGUGCGUUUCAAGGACCUCGUCACCGGAGAGGACAUGCCGGAUGUGAUCAAAGGCACCGCCGGCGGCGUCAGCUGGGGCCACUGCGACGCCUCCACCGGCCACAGGGAGGUGUACUACUCCACGCAGGACGACGCACACAGGCCGGAUAAGGUUUGGCGCCACGUCAUCGGCACUGACCAAUCCGCGGACACGUGCGUCCUGCACGAACCCGACGAGCUGUUCAACGUCGGCUUCGGCAGGACGAGCUCGGGCCGGUUCAUGCUGAUCGAGUCGGAGAGCACGGAGACCAACGAGGUGCACUACGUCGACAUCACCGCCGGCCCUGGCGCCAAUCAGUCGCUCGCCCUGAUGCAACCGCGGCGCAUGGGCCACAGGUAUUACCCCGAGCACAGGGGCGACCACUGGUUCAUCCUGACGAACCGAGACGGCAAGAUAAACUUUGACCUGGUCCGCGCGCGGUUAACUUUGCCGUCGGAGGAUCACUGGCAGACCGUGCCGGGCGCGCCGGGCGGCGGCGGCGAAGGAUGCGACGGCGUCGGCGGCGGCGACGGGCGCCCGUUCCAGUGGUCGGAGGGCAGGACCCUCGAGUCCAUGUGCGCGUUUAAGGACUUCCUCGUGCUGGAGGGCCGGGAAGGCGGGUUCAGCGCCGCGUGGGUGCUCCGCCUGACUGAGCACCCCGCGGACUCGGAGAUUGACGACGGCGACGCGCACGCGUGUAUCGCGUCGUGGCAUAAAACCUCUUGGCCGUCGCAGAACUGCUGCGUGUACACGUCGGUCGCGAGCUCCAACCUCUCGUGCGUGGGCGCCAACCAGGUAUUCGACACCGACGUCGUCAUGUUCUCCUAUCAAUCGCUCACGACGCCCAAGACGGUGUACGCGUACGACAUGCGAACGGCCAAGUCUAAGAUCGUGAAGCCCACGCCGGUGAGAGGGUACAACGCGGAUCGGUACGCGACGACGCGGAUGGAGGUGACGGUGCGCGACGGGACCAAGGUUCCCGUGUCAAUCGCUUGGCGCAAAGACGCGAAGACGCCAAAGGGACCCAUGCUCCUGUCCGGAUACGGAUCUUACGGCGUCAGCAACGACCCGACGUUCUCGCGGGAGGACGUGCCCCUGAUGGACCGCGGCGUCGUGAUGGCCGUGGCGCACAUACGCGGCGGCGGCGAGAUGGGCCGGCACUGGUACGAAAAAGAGGGCAAGUACCUCACGAAGAAGAACACGUUCAACGACUUUGUCGACGUCGCCGAGCAUCUGGUCGCCACCGGCUGGACCUCCACGUCAAAACUCGCCAUCUCCGGCCGAAGCGCGGGCGGGUUACUCAUGGGUAACGCCGUGAACAUGCGACCGGAGCUGUUCAAGUGCGUCGUCGCGGCUGUUCCUUUCGUGGACAUGAUUGUCAGCAUGUGCGACCCGUCUAUUCCUCUGACCACGGGCGAGUGGGAGGAAUGGGGUAAUCCGAAUGAAGAGGAGUACUACGAGUACAUGCUGAGCUACGGGCCAAUGGAAAACAUCAAGAAAGGUCCCAAACCCGAGGUGCUAAUCACCGCGGGUCUUCACGACCCGCGCGUGGCGUAUUGGGAAGCGGCCAAGUACGCCGCAAGGCUGAGGGCGGCUAACGAAACAAAGGAUUCGAGGAUUUUGCUCAAGACGGACCUGGCGGCUGGGCACUUCAGCGCGUCGGACAGGUACCAGCUUUACAAGGAGCGCGCGUACGAGCACGCCUUCGUUUUGGACUCGCUCGGGCUGUCCAACGCGAAGCCGGGGUGGGCCAAGUGA
Molecule: messenger RNA, 2391 nt
Organism: Micromonas commoda
Lineage: Eukaryota; Viridiplantae; Chlorophyta; Mamiellophyceae; Mamiellales; Mamiellaceae
Exons: 2
Coding region: 1-2391 (796 amino acids)
Biological process (GO): proteolysis
Molecular function (GO): serine-type endopeptidase activity
Source: RefSeq, a predicted model, not a curated record